Coffea eugenioides is the source of this 1581-nucleotide messenger RNA. Its product is annotated as fruit protein pKIWI502. The record is from RefSeq and is a predicted model, not a curated record. Lineage: Eukaryota; Viridiplantae; Streptophyta; Magnoliopsida; Gentianales; Rubiaceae. Gene Ontology annotation, molecular function: oxidoreductase activity. The coding region runs from base 148 to 1056 and encodes 302 amino acids. The transcript is spliced from 5 exons.
GUAUUUUGACCCACAGCCCACAGGCCAGUUCCCUUCUCCCCAGUCCACCACCCUUUGCGGCGGCGGAGCUUACUAGUCUCCUCCACGACCAACUCAAACAGCAAACUAAAGUGCUUACUAUUCUUUUUACCUUAAAAACCAGAAAAAAUGUCCAUAAUCACUCUUUCCCCAACUCCAACCCCGCGUCUUCCUCGCAUAAGUUCCCAUGCACCCUGCCGUAGUCAAUCAUUUCCCAUGACCACCCUCCUCAGACCAAAACCCCAACCCCUCCUUUUCCACCUUUUCCGCCGCCAACUCUCCGUUUCCGCCGCCGCCGCCGUCCGGCAAGACACUACCGCUUGGACCUCUGCGCCUCUUCUCACCGUCUCCCCCGCCGCCGAUUUGCUCUUCCACGUCACUGUCGACGUCUCCGAUUCUCCUGACCUCGCCGCUUCUUAUACCAAGGCUGGCCAGUAUCUCCAGCUUAAAGUCCCCGUCUCCGAGAAACCGUCUUUUCUCGCCAUUGCUUCGCCACCGUCCUUGGCCGCUGCUAAAGGUGUUUUUGAAUUCCUAGUUAAAAGCGUCGCCGGCUCUACCGCUGAGCUCCUAUGUGGACUCCAAAAAGGUGAUGUGGUGGAGUUGACUCCGGCCAUGGGGAAAGGUUUCGAAAUUGAUCAAAUUUCUCCGCCACAGGAUUACCAGACGGUGCUUAUUUUCGCUACUGGAUCUGGAAUCAGCCCAAUUCGGUCCUUGAUUGAGUCUGGAUUUGGUGCUGAUAAGAGAUCUGAUGUUAGACUCUAUUAUGGCACCAGGAAUCUUAAGAGGAUGGCUUAUCAGGAUAGGUUUAAAGAGUGGGAAUUGUCUGGAGUGGAAAUUGUGCCAGUACUAUCUCAGCCUGAUCAAACUUGGACUGGGGAGCAGGGAUAUGUCCAGGCUGCCUUUGCUAGGGCGAAAAAGAUUUUUAGCCCACAAUCCACAGGUGCAGUUCUGUGUGGACAGAAGCCAAUGGCUGAGGAGGUUACUUCUCUUCUUGUCGCUGAUGGAGUCUCCGCAGAGAAGAUCUUAAAGAACUUCUGAUAACAAAUUUUUGUGGGCUGUAUUUGUUGUAUUAUUUUUACCUAGCGGUCAGUACUAUCCAUUCAUUUUAUCUUGCCGAGUAUAAAUGACUCAGCAUUUGAAUUUUGAUCGCAAAAUGACUCCACUAUUUGCAAUUUUGAGACUCUACGGGUUGCAACAGCUAAUUAGCACUGCCUUCACUGAGUACAGCUCCUAUCAGUGGUUCAGCUUUAAGGUGAACGUGGCAGUCUUGAUUAAGAGUUAGGCAUUCUAGAGGUUUAAGGAGCAGAAGUAAGUGGGCAAAAGCAUCGAUGCCUUAGUUAUGAUACACUAAAUUUUGUAUUAAUACUUGACGUGCACCAUUAUGUGCUACCUUAUCAAUUGCUGUAGUUCGGUAUGUAUUCUUCAGAGAAUAAUGUCUGGAUUUCUUAUACGCCAGCCUGUUUCUUCUGAGUGCCCACUUUAUUGGCCAAAGACCCAAACAGUUAGUGUGUAGUUACUGUUACGCUUCUAGGAUGCUUUCUAGUGAGUGAUUACUUUCAUGUA